GUCAUCAGAUCACAGCAGCUCUUUUACAAUGAAAACCAGACAGCGUGUUCCCGUCAGCUGAGACGCAUUGACAAUAACAUUCAAUAGGAUCAGUCAACCCGUUGUCGUCAGUCAUCGCUACUACAGCUAUGCCCAUUGCGGAGCUUUUGGGAGUCCAGUUCGACAUGCAGCUGCUGUUGAAGCUGAGUCUUUCCGUGGCUGCGGUGCUGCUGGUUUCAUGGGCGUACAGGUUCUACAGCUCCAGGGAGGCAAAGGAAAUUCAGCUCCGUGUCAAAGACGACAAAGAGCCACAAAAUGCAACCUGCCAAAACUGCAAGACGACGCUACGAUGUCAAAACUCAUCAAAACAUGACACCGAUGAUGGGAGCGAGCGUCCCUCGGAUGCAGACACAGCCACUGAUGACCUGACACCUGACAGCACCAAGGAAGCUCGUCCAUGCCAUGCUGAAAAGAGUGAGGAUGCAUUUAGCAUGUCAUAUAGUGACCAAAAUAUCAGCCUGAAAGGAGAGGUGCUCACUCGUCAGAAGCAGGCAGAGGUUGCCACCAGUAAUAUUUCAUUUGGAGCUGCUUUGAACCUUCCUCUUCCAACUGAGAGUGGGAUGGUCAGUACAACGGGGCGCCGUUCCCCUUGCUUUUUGCAGAAGCUGGAGGGCAUUGUGGGUGUGGGCAGGGAGUUAAGGCAGGACUUGGAACGCCAGGGGGCCUACUCCAGCUUCCUCUCCAAGGCAGAGAUCAAAGUGGAGGAUGCCAAUGUGGUGCUGGAGGGAACGGGAGACCAGAUUGUGCGCGGAAAGAUAUAUGAUUACUAUGUCGAGUCUUCCUCUCACUCUAUUACAGACUCCAACGCUGCGCUGGGUCAGUAUGAGAGGAACGCUGAGUCAGCGGAGCUUGGAAGUCGUGGCAGCGGCCUCAAAGAAUCCCCGUCCUCUCUGAGCCCCAUCAUCAUGCGCGAUCUGGUUUUACCACAAAGCACAGUUGAGGAUCCCCCCUUGCUGGGAAGCCUCAAACCGAGGCACCCUGCGAGGCCUGUACUCCUACGCAAGGAGAGCUAUCUGUCUGCGGCAGAGCAGUCGGAGAUUUCCCUCCCCUUUCUAAAUGCAAGAGCCUCUACUCUAAUGACUCACUCUUUGGCCCCAACCAGCAAUGAGUCUAUCUCUGUUCACCCUAUGAUCCGUCACUCUACAGACAGCGGAGGCCUUAAUGUGAAGGAGGGGGCUGAUCCAGAGACUGUAGCAGCAUUUUUACACCUUCCAGCAAAAACUCUCGACAGCACAGAUUUGGAAAGCUUGAAGAGUAAACUCGAUCUGGGUAACUGCUUGGAGACGCUGUGUCUGGCCAAGAAACACGGCCAGGCCUCUGUGAAGCAAGCGGCCCUGGGAGUCAUGUCAGACAACUACCUCCAGGUGCUCAGGGACCCCAACCUUUACGGGCGGCUAAUGGCUGGUGAGCGGGAGCAAAUCCAGAAGCAGAGAAUGAGAGGGAGACGGUUUGUCAUGGUGGCAGAUAUGGACCCUCAAGACUGGGCGAGGAACACCGGAGGGCAGACAGCAGAGACGGAGCAGAGGAGGACGUCGAGCGCAGUGUACUGUUAUGAUGACUACAAAGACGCCUGGCACACACUCUGCCUGAUCCCACAGGAGGUCAUCUCUAAAGCCUGUGCCAUGUGCACAAUGGAUAACUACUUAUUCGUGGCAGUGGGCUGCCAAGGCACAGACAGAGAGAUGACACCCUCAAAGCGAGUGUUUUGCUACAAUCCUUUGACAUCAAUUUGGAAGGAGAUCAGUCCAAUGAAUGCAGCCAGGCCGCGCUGCAAACUGGCAGCACUGGAGGGCUACAUCUACGCCAUCGGAGGGGAGUGCCUCUCCUCAGUGGAGCGCUACGACCCGCGAUCGGACAGAUGGACAUUCGUGGCUCCACUGCCUAACGACACAUUCGCCGUGGCACAUCACGUCACAGUGUGCAGCGGAGAGCUUUUCGUUUCCGGGGGAACUCUUAGAUGUAUACUUCUUCGCUACAGCCCCAAAACCAACAGCUGGAGGCCAAGUCUGUUGGUAGGCAGCAAAGACAGGACUGCAGAUCUGAUAGCUGUGGGGAGAUUUCUGUAUCGGUUCGAUGUCAACCCAUUGCUGGGGGUCAGCGUGUACCGCUACCACACGGUGGCUCGGCUGUGGUAUGAGUGCAGCUCCAAAAGGCUUCAACGCUGCCCUGCCUUCCAGUGUGUCACGAUGGAUGGCACCAUCUAUUGUAUCAGCCGCCAGUUCACCAUGAGGUUCGAGGCUGAUGAGAUCUCUCCGGGUUUCAGAGAUGAGAAUUUGAGUGUCCUCUCUGCAGCAAAGGGCAUACUUUUCCCCUUUGUCCUUUCACUCCCUGAUAAGAAGCCUCGGCAGACAAGUGUGUAAGGAGGAUUCGGUUUUCCAUUAAUGAUAAGGCGGUGGUGGAGUAUCCCUACAAGAGCAUGCUUUACAUCAAGUUUCUUGUUGACUGAGUGGGUUUCGCUUCGUUCUUGACACAGCCCCAAAAAAUAUCACUGCAAAGUUGUAAUCACUGUUAUUAAGAUUACCUUUUGCCACAAAGCUUCUGUUUUUUAAACUACUUAUUUCUCGGAUUGGGUAUUGCACAAAGAAAUGUGUGUUUCUUGUGUCUCGUCCCCUGGCAGUAGAUGUAAAGUAUUAGACUCUUAAUGCUAGUCAAACCACUGUUUGUUCAGAUUUACGGAUGUGCUGCCAUGUAAAUUGUUUGCUUCUUUGAUUUGCCACUCCUCCCUGCCAUUAAGUUAGUUUUAUAUCAUCCCAGAUGCUUAACCUCUUUAGAUAAUUCAUAAAUAAGUCUUGGAGCAAAUGAGCUCAUUCAACUCUAACACAUUACAGAGAUUGGGCAAUAUAGUGAUCAUCUAUCACUGUGCUCCACUGUGUGUAGGGCACAAAUAUAACUUACACAGUGGCCUGGUUACAACACAAUUAUCUACAGUUGCUCUUUAAGUAUGACAGGGUGUAAAUGGGGUUGUCAUACAAUAUGAAUGGGUGGGCUUCUAAAAGCAUUCGUCACGACUUUUGAAACUCUUUCAACGCUAAGACUUGCUGUUCAUUUUGUAAGUUUAGUCACUCUCAUUUUGUGGCCAGAAAGAAGUAGAGCUGCAACGAUUAAUCGAUUAGUUGUCAACUAUUAAUUAUAAUUGAUUAAUCGGAUUGAGUAAUUUUUCAAGAAAUAAAAAAUAAAAAUUCUCAGA
This is a messenger RNA of Sebastes umbrosus (honeycomb rockfish), 3226 nucleotides long. It is a transcript of the gene klhdc7a, whose product is annotated as kelch domain containing 7A. Gene Ontology annotation, molecular function: protein binding. The coding region runs from base 129 to 2399 and encodes 756 amino acids. The record is from RefSeq and is a predicted model, not a curated record. The transcript has a single exon. NCBI's taxonomy places the organism in Eukaryota, Metazoa, Chordata, Actinopteri, Perciformes, Sebastidae.